AUGUCGGCUCUCAGACGUAGCCAAAGAACCAAAAGCAAACCAGACGUUCUGAUCCUGAAUACAAGCAAUGUCCAAAAGAAAAAUACUGUGAAGUUGAAGUACAUUGAGAAAAAAAAUACCAAAUUUAACAAACGAGACUUAUCAAAUACUGAUAAUUUAGAAGAACAUUUCUUAACACCUUUUUACAUAAAACCUUUCGGGUGUAAGAUAUGCAAAAAACGAUUUGAUAGUAACGAUUCGUUCAAGAAACACAUUUUGUUCCAUUUCAGGCGAAAUUUAAAUAGUCCAAAACUAAGGAAAUUGCGAAAGGAAUCGUUGAAACAUAUAGAAAAUAUAAGAGUAAAGAAAGCUGUUUCAGUUAAAGACAUACCAGAAAUUGUUUCAGUUAAAGAUGAACCAAAAAGUGUUUCAGUUAAAGACAUACCAGAAACUAUUUUAGUUAAAGACAUUCCGAAAACUAUUUUGGUUAAUGACGAGCCAGAAACUAUUUUAGUUAAAGAUGAACCAAAAAUUGUUUCAGUUAAAGAUGAACCAAAAAUGCUUUCAGUUAAAGAUGAACCAAAAAUUGUUUCAGUUAAAGACCUGCCAGAAACUAGUUUAAUUAAAGACGAAAUUGUUUUAGUUAAAGACAUACCGAAAACUAUUUUAGUUAAUGACGAGCCAGAAACUAUUUUAGUUAAAGACAAGCCAGCAAUUGUUUCAGUUAAAGACAUACCAGAAACUGUUUCAGUAAAAAAUAAACCAAAAGUUCCUGAUACGAAUGCAAAAAAGUUUGAUCAUGUUAUUAAGAGAGUAAAUAAUGUAGUAAUGAUUACUAUACCGGAAUACCCUGAUAUAAAAAUCAAAAUGGUUAAGGGUGAAAUCGAUGUUUUAGUUGACUUUAUUAAUGUAUUUGUUAUAAAGGGAUAUGAUUGA
This is a messenger RNA of Psylliodes chrysocephalus, 915 nucleotides long. The record is from the annotation of a GenBank genome assembly. Lineage: Eukaryota; Metazoa; Arthropoda; Insecta; Coleoptera; Chrysomelidae.